Molecule: messenger RNA, 555 nt
Organism: Emys orbicularis (European pond turtle)
Lineage: Eukaryota; Metazoa; Chordata; Testudines; Emydidae
Product: deep sea actinoporin Cjtox II-like
Exons: 2
Coding region: 1-555 (184 amino acids)
Biological process (GO): pore complex assembly; monoatomic cation transport; cytolysis in another organism
Cellular component (GO): pore complex
Molecular function (GO): channel activity
Source: RefSeq, a predicted model, not a curated record
AUGACUAACGUUGAAGAGCUGAUUCUGCAGGUGAAUGCAAGCAAGUGUGUGGCCAUCCAGAUAACCAACAACACCAGAGACGUGACCCUCGAGAACCCCAGGACUUACUGUUUCAGCGGCCAUUCUGCGAUAGACCCUGUGUCCAACAUUCCCCCCGGCUCUUCGGGGAGCAGCGUGUUUGUGAAAACAAGCGAUGCGGCCCGCGGGAGCGUUGGGGUGCUGAGCUACGAGUCCGACACUUUCACCCUGGCCAUCAUGUUCUCCGUCCCCUACGACCGCUUGCAAUACUACAAUGAGUUUGCCAUCGAGCUCUUUGCUGGCAGGAAGCACUUCGACAGCAUGGAGCGCCUCUACCACUAUAUGUACAAUGACGGCCCUCCCUAUCCGUGUGACUCCUACAGGAAAGUGCAGGUAAAGGACCCAUAUGGCCAGCUGGAGGUGACCAACCAGGAGAUCCAGGUGACGGCCACCAUGUCCAAACAGAAUAAGUCCAUCAUUGAAGUGCAGAUCAAGGAAAUAGAUGUGACAGAGAAGGUGGCUGCUGGUGGGAAAUAG